Molecule: messenger RNA, 4915 nt
Organism: Monomorium pharaonis (pharaoh ant)
Lineage: Eukaryota; Metazoa; Arthropoda; Insecta; Hymenoptera; Formicidae
Gene: yps
Product: Y-box-binding protein 1
Exons: 7
Coding region: 119-967 (282 amino acids)
Biological process (GO): regulation of gene expression
Cellular component (GO): nucleus
Molecular function (GO): nucleic acid binding
Source: RefSeq, a predicted model, not a curated record
UCGCUUAGACGCACGUCCAUUGCGACCAUCAGCAGUGUAGGAGUUAACAUCACAGUGAGACGUACCAUCCUGGUCGCGGCUUGUCUCUACCAUCCUUAUCUCUGCCCACCUUACCAUCAUGGGUGAGACGGAAAAGCAGCCCGAACAACCCAAGGCUGUCCAGCAGAAGAUGGUCAUCGCUAACAAAGUGACCGGAACUGUGAAAUGGUUCAAUGUCAAGAGUGGCUACGGUUUCAUUAAUAGAAACGAUACUAAGGAAGAUGUGUUCGUCCAUCAAUCGGCUAUCGUUAAGAACAACCCGAGAAAGGCCGUACGUAGCGUGGGUGAUGGCGAGGUCGUUGAGUUCGACGUCGUUAUUGGUGAGAAAGGUCACGAGGCCGCCAAUGUCACGGGUCCAGCGGGCGAAGCGGUAAAAGGCUCGCCCUAUGCUGCAGACAAACGUCGCGGAUAUCGCGGUGUCCACUGGGUGUAUCCGAGACGUGGCAAUGGUCGACCGCAGAAUCGUAGAUCACGCGAAGGCCAGGAGGGUUACGAUCAAGGCGAAGGAAAGCCCGGCGAUGACGCAAACGCCGAAGGAGGCGGCCAGGCACAGCAGCAACAGCGUCGCUACAGGCUGCGUCGCCAUUAUGAUGGAUACUACCGCGGAGGACGACGUUCCGGGCCCACAUCGCAGCAGGGAGAUAAUGCUGGCGAAGGUGGUGAGCAAGCGGAAGGAACCGGCGGCGAGGGUGGCGCACCGCCGCGCGGUGGUGGUCGUGGACGCGGUGGCCCAUCACGACGUUACUUCCGCCGCAAUUUCCGCGGAGGAAGAGGUGGUGGUCCGCCACGACGUCCUCGCAGCCAGGAUGGCCAGGUAAGGUCGGAGCAGAAGUCUGAUGCACCUAAAGAUUCGGAUGCACCUGCCGCUGCCCCUGCUCCACAGGAGAGCCAACCGGUGCAGAACACCACCACCGAAAGCACCGCCUAACCAAGACAGAGUAACGCGCUAUUACUGCAGGACACUCCUUUUUAACAUAUAACACCAACACCCGUUAUACACCGCAGCAUCGGAAACAGCUAUAAAACAAUUGCAAAAAAAUCCCAAAAAAGAAAAAAAAUAACAAAAAAAAGAAAUCAACAAACACUACUCCACACUCUCUCCACGGAAGCAAAUUAAAAUUAAGAUACUUAUGAAAAUUGAGAAGCGCACAGCCGCGCUUGGCGGACCUUUUUAGCGAGAUAGCAAAGUUUCAUCCUUUGAUACAUAUGUACCUAUAGGAUUGGACUUCAGUUUAUUUCGCUGAAAGAACUUUUUAGGAAUGGCUGCGUGCUUCUCAUUUCGGGAAUUCGGGCAGAAGAAGGAAGGGUAAAGCAACUACGGAGUACGGAGCGAUAAUUGAAUUCGAGCCUGCACGAGAUAGAUCUAUAUAUAUUUUUUGUUUUUGUUUUUUUUGUGUAUUUCUUGUUUCGUACUUUACUUCUAAUUUUUCUCUCCGAAUAGGGCGCAUUAUAAAUCGUUUCAUAUAUACGAUAGAUUUGAGUUUAUUGCUACAUUUCCGCGAGCUUUCUUCACUUUCGGCGAUUUUUCUAUCAAAAGAAGUAGUGCGAAACAACUACUUAAAUAAAUAACUGCUGAUAAACAAGUCUCAAGAACUCGAAUGUUCGUCUGUCUCGAAGUCAGUCGUUUCUUUUCGAUUUAUAUUACGAAAUUGAUGAACUAACCGUAUUGCUUUCACUCUUUCAGUAUGAAUAAUUGGAAUUGCCGUGGCUACAUUGUUAGCUUCGAGUAUUUUAAAAUUGUUAAUUGCAAGAAGAUUGUGCGUUGAUCAAUAAACAUAGAGUAAAUGCAGUACAAAUUUUGAUACUCGAGAAUGAAAAUGCGACCGCGGCUCCAAUUUUCCUAUACUUUACAAGCGAUCACGAAUAGAAAUGAUUAUUGUAAUAGCAUUUAUCUUGACCGUAUUUUUACAAUUGUUAAUAAUUGGCCCCUGGUGGGUCAAUAUCUCCCGCGAUAUAUUAUUAAUUAGCAAUUAUUGUUUUGACUUUACGCAUUAUUGAUUAGUCCUGAAAUUGGGCGCGAAAACUCGUGAGGUAUCACGAUGCGAGUCUUCCUGACCUGUGAGCAGCGCACGAAGGUGUAUUGAAAAGGUCCCUCUUUUUUUUUUUUCAAUAACGCAAUGCGUAUACUUGCAUCUUAUUAUUCGUAUUAUUGGACCUAAAGUCUUUGAGCUAGUCACAAGCGAGGACGGCUCCUCAUCAUGAAACCUCGCAGACUUCCGUGAGUAAAUCGUCCGAUUCUUUCUGAAAUUAACGUCGAUCGACCAUGCAUCAGGCAGUCUUUUUUUUUUUUUUUUUAAAUUAAAUUGCUGACUUGUACAUGCGAUAAUCGAUUCGAUUUGAUUUUUUGAAACAAGAGCGAGGCAUAUUAUAUAUCGGCUCGAUUGACAAAGCUACGUAUAUCGUAGACUGUCAUAAGAGUAUGGAGGAGAACGAGACAAGAGAGCGUGAGAGAACGAGAGAGAGAGAAAACAAACUUUAUAUAAUUUUGCAUGAAACUAAUUUUUAAAUUUUUAGUUUGUAGUAUCGUCGACGGAUAAUAAAUAUAUAUGUCUACUUUCUUUAAAAAAGAAAUGAAAAUUUGACAUCUCUAUAUUUGGCCAAACUUUAUUGAUUUCUGACUUCUGUCUAUAUCCAGACGACACAAACGUCAGCGAGAUUAUCACGAUCUCUCAUUUCGCAAAGAUCCAUCAGAAAAAGACGUUCUAAUCUUUCAUAUAUAUCCUUGUGUCGUUUGGGUGUAGCGUCACCGAUGUUACAUGGUGUUUAUUGUUUCCGUCGUCGUGUAAUUCUGUGCUCGUCGACGCCCGCGUUGCCCGCAAAAUGUAUUCGCGAAUGGGAAUGAUUUCAACUAACGCAGCAGCGCGUUGGGAAAAUUCAUACGGAAACUCAUAUUUUUCGCGAGAGACGUGGACAGGUGUACGCUAUUCGCGUCGACGGAUGUGCAUAAUAUAUUCAAAAUCGUGGCUCGCGAAUACAAUUUGUUUCAGACUUGUCAUCACUGACACGCGGCGGUCGUACCCUCUGUCUUGGAGCAGGAAAAUUCCACCCCAAGAUUAAUUACCGUAUAUAUCAUUACGAUGAUCGUCUUUAAUUAUGUCUCACUGUCCUGUCACAUCCCGUUUGUGAAGUAGCGUUUGUCACGAAAACCCGAGUGUGUCGAGUCUUCGUAAAAUUUGCAUAAUACCUUUUGUUUGUGUAAACGAAAAUCUGAGAGAUCGAGAAGUUCCGGUACCCUCGAGGUACCUACGAAACAUCCGAUUGGUCAGGAUUAGCUGUUUAAGGGAAUAAUAAAAACUAAAAAAAGAGUAAGAAGAGAGAAAGAGAGAGUGUGUGCGUGAGUGUGGUGCCAAGUGGAGAGAGAUAAAACACGCGGUUACGUUACGGCGGACGCGCGCGCGUUUAUAUAUUUGCAGCACUUUUACGACCGAGUAGCGAAAUGAAAGUGAAAUAAGCGAAAGAAAGAGAGAGGCGAUCGAACGCCGAUCCAAUUCCGAGGUCGCCGUAUAAUUGUCCUGGUUUUUUUUUUCAUCCCUUAUCCGACUCUAUAAGGGAGAGGAACCCAACGAGACGCUAUCGAUCGAAACCGCGCGUCACCCGCGCGCUUUCCGCUUUUUCUAUUACACCGCAAUCCGCGUUCGUUGGGACAAAAGCCCAGGCGACUCUUCGGGCCCGCGUUGUUUAACGUAAUCACCUUCCGUUGUCUAACGUAACCGCGCGUUCCCACGAAAAAAACACGGUAGAAAGAAAUAUAAAAAAAAAAGAAAAAAGAAAUCCAAGAGAGAGACGGCCUCUCGAGACGGCGGAAGAGCGAGGGAAAGAGAGAGAGGGAGAGAGAGAGAGAGAGAGAGAGAGAGAAAGAGGGAGAGAGGCGCGGAACAAGCAAAAAUUUCAAGCGGCGCGCCGAACAGGCGCGCGAUUGUAACUGCAAAAAAAGAACAAUGCAUGUGUUAACAGUGAAUAUCAGAGUUAAAACGAAAACCAAAGCCGUGAGGGCAAAAUCGAAAGAAAACGAAUCACGAGCGAAUCCAGCAGCUAAACUUCACACGCGGUUAAAAGAUAUUAAAAAAAAAAAGGGUAAAAGAGAAGGAAAGCGAGGGGAAAAAUGGAAAAAAAAACCCGGAGUGCGGUAUAACCGAAAGAAUCAGUUUGUGUACUUCGUCGUUCGGAUUUAUCGCCGUCGUCGAGGCGAUCUCGACGUGGCCGUGUCAGUCAAUCGCGAUCGCGUACGUGUUCGUUGCGAAAAAGUUGAAAGACGGCUUACGAUCGGGCGGACGCGGAAAGGUUCGCGGAUAGAAGAGGAGAGCGAGUCUCGAAUCCGCGGCAUGCAUCGGUCCAUUAGCCCGCCCGAACAUUCUCGCGGGGAGGGAGAGAUGCGAAAGGGAUCUCCCGGUGCUUCGUAUGCUAAACACUCUUCCCGGUCGGGGAGGCGAAUUUGCAUCCCGCAUCGAGAUUCUUUGACGUACGGAGCGGUCCGAUUGUUUUCGCGCUCGAGGCUCUCCGCCUCGAACGCCCGUCCGCGAGUUAACGCGAGCCGAUGACGCCGCGUCUGCGAGAUUUCGCGAUUUGUCAUGGUCGGCAUUUUCUUUUUCCGGUUCUCGUCACCGUGAGGAAAACGGGGAAAGUCGUCGCCGGAGAAAAAGGAGCCGUGGUCGCGUGCGCGCGCGCGCGAUCCUUCUCGCUCGAAACUUCCGUCGUGAAUUCGCGUCGUGUCCACCGGGCAAAAACAAUCGUAAUAAAAAGGGGUAUCACGUCGCGACAGUCAAUUAGAUCCGAUUCGAGUUUCGCGCGAAUAAAAGGCGAUACUCGAGUAUAUAUCUCGCGGGAGGAAGAGAGAGAGAGAGAGAGAGAGAAAGGAACGACAACGUGGACGAGAAGC